AUGGCCGAGGCCGGCGCGCCGGCGCCGCCGGCGGCGUUGCUCGACGUGCCCGAGGGGCCGGAGCAGCUCGGCGUCCACACGCUGCAGACCUUCGGCGGGCGCAAGUCGACGCCCUUGAGCGAUUUCAAGCUCGACAAGCACCGGAGCGGGACGCCCUACAAGCUCGAGGACGACCGCUGGGACCCGGAUCACCGCGUCAUCGGCGGCGUGUUAGGCAAGCACGGCCUGGACACGGCCGAGGCGGAAUUCGCGCGCCGCGCGCGGCUCAACGAGUCGGACUACGGCGAGCUCGGCAGCCACGCGUCCGGCGGCACCGCGGGCAGCCCCGGCGGCGCGGGCAGCCCGCCGCGGCGCGUGUCCACGCCGGCGCACCACCCGCCGCGGCCGCCCCACGAGGGCGACUCCGACGAGGCCGCGUCGGAGCUCAUGCUGACGACGUUCCCCUUGGACCUCCAGACGUCGCUGGAGAGCUCGACCGCGUCCGCGAAGCCCGCGGCGGGGCUCGACGUCACGGGCAGGGGCUGCUUCAAGCCGACGGCGCCGAAGAUCGUGAGCAAGCGCAAGUCCAAGGCCGUGGCCGCCGUGGGUCUGUCGUCGCGGACCGCGUCCAUCGAGUCCGCGCGGGCGCCGUCGCCGCGUUCGAGCCUGGCGAAGCCCAAGCUGCCGCCGCCGGGCGUCAUCCGCUCCAACUUCGGCGCCGCGCUGAACAUGCGGCCGACGACCGCGCCGGGGCCCCGGCGCGCGAGGAAGCUCGCGCCCGCCGGCGGCUCGCGCGUGGACCUCCCGCUCCGCGGCGCCGUCGGCGAGGAGCUCCUCCAGCGCGAGUCGUCGCCUUUAUUAUCGGCCACGGUCGGCGGCGCGCGCGACGCCGCGUCGCUGCGCCUCGGCCGCUACCUGCUGUCGCCGCCGCCGCAGGCGCUCCCCUGGUCGGACGCGCGCGCCGUCGGCGUCGGCGGCGCGGGCAACGGCGCCCACUCGGCCGCCGUCGACGACGUCGAGGCGCGGCUCCACAUGGAGGAGGCGACGGAGGCGGGGCUGCGAGACGCGGACGCGCCCCACUCGCGCGUCGCCGAGGCGCGAAGGAGCGCCGAAGCCGCGCGGCCGUCGCAGACCGCGGCGCGCUUCUUCCUCGACAAGUGGCUGAAAUCCUUCGACGCCGACGCCGACGCCGAGGCGGCCACGGCCCUGUCCACGCGCAUGCUGAGCCGCUUCGAGCACGCGCGGCGCGUCCAGGCCGCGGAGGCCGACCGGUCCAACAACUCGAAGCGCCGGUCCGCGCUGCCCAUCGGUAUGAAUGAGGGCAAGCGCGGCCAGAUGAAGCUGCCCCCGACGCGCGGCACCGUGGCCCUCGCCUGCGAGACCUUCGACGAGAUGGUCACGGCGCUCGGCGCGUCGCUGCCCGCUUUGGCGGAGCUCCGGUCCUUCGUCUACGAGGCCAUCUUCCUCGAGGACUCGCGGCCCUACGAGGAGGCGGAGCGGCGGCCGGGCGAGGUCGGCUCCGAGGACUACUACACGGCGCGGCGCCUCUGGUGCGAGGGCGCGACGCUCGGCGAGCUCACGUCGCAGAAGGAUCUCGUGGAGCGGCUGCGCAUGGAGGCCGAGGGCUGCGAGGAGGAGCGGCGCGCCGCGCGCCAGGACGCCGACGACGCCGAGGACAACGUCCUCGCGGCCGAGGCCGUCCUCGACGCGCGGGGCGUCGAGGUCGACGCGUUGCGCGGCGAUUUGCGCUUCGAGGAGGACAAGAACCGCAUGCUCCGCGUGGAGCUCGGCGACGAGCGCGAGGCCCACAAGCGCACGUUCCAGUCCAUCCAGGACCGCAUCCGCGACGAGAACCGCAAGCGGCACAAGGAAAUGGACGAGGAGCGCGAGAAGUGGCGCGUCGCGCGGAUCCUGACGCUGGGCACGUACAAGGAGCUCGAGAAGAAGUUCCUCACGGCCGUCGGCGACUUCAACAACGCGACAAAGCGCGCCGACGAGGCGGAGAAGGUGUUGCACGCCAAGGAGGCGGAGUUCGACGAGUUCAAGAAGGCGGCCGACGGCGAGGCGAUCCACGCCGCGGAGAAGCUCCGGAAGAACCGCUUCGAGCUCGAGAACCAGCAGAAGCGGGGCAACGACCUCUUCGAGGAGAACCUGGAGCUGCGGGCGAAGAUCUCGGGGCUGAAGCCCGGCGCGGAGCACCGCGAGGCCGCGACGAUCAUCAACGAUUUGGAGAACGAGAAGAAGGCGAUGCGCGGCGAGCUCGCGAACGCGACGCUCCUCAUGGACAAGGCCAUCGAGGAGCGGUCCGCGGCCGAGGCCAAGCUCGCCGAGAGCGAGGCCGGCCACGAGGAGAGCAAGGGCACGGUCCGCGAGCUCAAGGUCGAGAACGACAAUCUGCACCACGAGCUCGCGUCGCUCAAGGACCAGAUCGGCCUGCUCGAGUACCAGCGCACGCAGCUCGAGGAGGAGCUCAAGCCCCACCGCCAGCGCGCCGCGGACGAGCUCAUGGGCGAGAAGACGGCGGAGCAGAAGGCCGUCGAGGCGAAGAUGGACGCGCUCGCCGGCGCGGAGAAGGAGCUCCGCGAGGAGCUCGAGGACGCGAAGCAGGCCCUCGUGUCCGUGCGCGAGGUCCACCGGGAGACGACGAAGAUCGCCGAGCGCGAGCGCGAGGUCAAGCUGCAGAAUUUGGAAGACCUGCUCACGGAGCACCUCGACUACGCCGUCGACGCCGCGCACGCGUCGGCGACGGCCGCGGCCGUCGAGUUCGAGCGGCGCGACGCGAAGCGGUCCGCCGCCGAGGCGUCCAUCGAGGCGAAGCGCAACGUCCAGGUCGUCGUCGAGGAGCUCGAGGAGCACAAGCGCAAGCUCGAGUCGAUGACGGAGCUCUACGACGGCGUCGUCCAGCGCUGCGCCGCGCUCGAGACGGGCGCCGACGUGCCCCCGGAGACGGAGGAGGCCAAGCAGGUGCGCGCGUCCUUCGCGUCCGGCCAGGGCCUGGCCAUGUUCAAGAAGGCCGCGACGUCCGUGGCCGCGACGGUCCGAUUGAAGAACCUCGUCGCCGCGCGGCGCGCCUCAUCGGACGAGGCGCGCGCGGACGACGCGCCCGUCGCCGAGAAGGAGGCGCGGCGGCCGUCGUCGUUCUGCCUCCACGACCUCGACAACGCCGAGGACCGCGAGGAGGUCGCGAGCUUCAAGCUCUCCGCGGCGCUCCGCAUCUCGAUGCACCGCUCGAAGGACCGGAAGAAGAACCCCAUGGGCAAGAUCCACGGCCGCCACGAGGACGCGAACAUCGACUUCAGCACGGGCUUGCUGGGCGCGGCGAUGAAGCACGCGAAGAAGGGCCGGCGGCUGCAGCAGAAGGCCGACACGCCGGAGUCGGAGAGCCGCGAGCUCAACGUCGACGACUUCGCGGGCAUGUCGGCCUACGACCCCGUGCCCAUCAACAUGUCGACCAAGGCCGCCGUGUCCAACAUCGACGCGGCCUUCAACCUCAACGCGCUCGUCGCUCUGCCGGACCGCGCGGACGCGCCGCCCGUGCAGUUCGUCGACGCGCCCAAGGAGGUGGAGAUCCGCGAGGUCGUCAGGACGGUCUACGUGCCCGCCCCGGCGCCCGCGGCCGUCGAGGCGCCCGCGGGCGUCUUCGGCUACAAGCCCGGCGACGUCUGCGAGGCGGAGCGGCGCGUCGUCCGCGAGGACGGCAGCGAGACGGUGAGCUGGCAGCAGGCCAUCGUGACGCGCGUGCGCUACAGCGUGCGCUACUUCGACGAGCCCGACCCCGAGGACGGCGUGCUCGAGGGCCAGGCGACCUUCGACGAUUUGUGCGACGCGUCCUUCGUCUCGAAAUCCAAGGACGACGAGGGCCGGCAGAUCUUCGGCAAGAAGCAGGACCGCGCGCCGCCCCUCGUCGCCAUCAGCGACCCCGUGUCCCGGCGCUGGAAGCAGAUCCGCAAGCACCUCGGGUCGAACCACCUCAAGUCGAACCUCGUGAAGCGGCCCGACGGCGGCGAGAACGAGUCCUACGACGACGCGGGCACGUUCGGCACCUUCGAGGAGGACGCGUUCGAGGCGAAGAUCGCCGUCAAGGAGGAAGACGCCCUGCCCCGCAAGGACAAGCUCAAGCAGACCCACAACGUCGCGCGGGCCAUGGUCCGCGUCAGGGUGGACGCCGCGACGCCGCGGGGACCCGCGCACUUCCGCUUCGGGACCGCGCCGGACGUCUUCCGCCACAAGCCGAGCCCCAUCGCCGAGGAGCCGCCGCUCGCCGACGUGCCCGAGGCCGCGCCGCCGGCGGCGGCGCCGGCGACGGCCCUCGCGCCGGGGCCCGCGGGCGUGUCGCACUACGAGCGGGGCGUCACCGAGGCCGAGGCGACGGAGGAGUACGCGCUCGUCGAGGCCAUCGUCCACCGCUUCGCCGACGGCACCUACGCCGCCGAGGUCGUCGAGGACGACGCGGGCCUCGCCGCCGGCGAGUGGAUCGACGCGCUGGAUCGGCGCGACAUCUUCGCGCGGCCCGCCGAGGGCGACGACGUCUUCAGCGACGACGAGUCCGACGACGAGAGCGACGACGAGGAGAUCAUGGCGGAGAUGACCGCCGAGGAGCAGAAGCGCUACGUCAAGGGCAAGACCAUGGCGCUCCAGAAGAAGUACGCGCGGUCGCACCACCAGCACGAGCUCGGCUCCGUCGUGGAAGUCCAAAUCCCCGGCACGACCAAGUGGAAGAAGGCCCAGGUCGUCGCCGGCGACGUCGACGCCCGCGGCGAGGGCACGUACCGCGUCCGCGUCGUCGCCGACCCCAAGGUCGCGCCGACGGCGAACGUCGCGCAGCGCCAGCAGGAGGUGCGCGCGUCCAUGGCGUCGCGGCGGUCCGUCGCCCAGGUCGGCAAGCGCAACGCGUCCAUAGUCGACGGCGAGCGGCGCUUCGGGUCGUCGAAGCGGAACCUCGCGGACAUGCUCGCCGCGCGCCGCGAGAUCGUGCUGCCGGAAGAGGCGCUCGAGGACCUCGUGACGAAAUCGGGCGACCUUAUGGACGGCCUCGUGGCGACGGGCAUCAUGGACACGGCGCCCGACGCCUUCGAGGCUCUGGCGAGCGCCGAGGAGCAGGCCGAGGCCGAGGACGUCUUCGAGGAGCUCGUCGUCCCGGCCAAGGACGUCUGCCAGGCUCUAAGCGACGAGUGGAUCCCCAUGCGCCUGUCGACGGUGCAGGCCGCGGAGAUCGGGUCGGCGCUGAGCCGCGUGUCCCAGCGCGAGGCCCACGCGCAGGGCGCCCUCUCCGCGAUGACGAACAUCCUGCGGCAGCAGCAGGCCAACCUCAAGGACCGCGGCGACGCGGCCGACGCGGCCUUCCACGCUUUAAACACGGAGCUCGGCAAGGCGCGGCAGAAGGUGAGCCGCAUGCGCCGGAGCUUCGACAGCGGCCAGGGCGGGCUCACGCUGAGCUUGGCGGAGCACUCGGAGAAGCUCGAGGAGCUGCGGGACACCAUGGAGGAGCAGCUCAAGGCCGCCAAGGCCGAGGCCUCGGGCGACGUGGAAGCGAAGAAGGCGCUCGAGGAGGAGGUCUACAAGUCGCGCGUCGAAAUCGCGAAACUCGAGGAGGACGUCGAGGCGGCCGAGGAGGCGUGCGAGUCCGCGGACCGCCACGUCGCGCGAUUGGUGAAGAACGCCGCGGCGACGGAGAAGAACCUGGAGCAGCUGAACCAGCUGCGGGACAAGGUCGAGGCCGAGGUCCGCGCGGUCUAUUCCGACGUGAGCUCGCGCGUGCCCAUCCCCGUCGUCCGGAACAAGCUCAAGAAGAUGAUGCUCGAGCUCGGGGCCGCGCCGCCGGGCGACAAGACGAUGAAGGCGUUGAUGACCAUCUCGGGCAUCCAGAAGAAGUGGCGCGCGCGCCGCGCGAGGCGCCUCGAGGCGGAAGCCGCGGAAGCGAACGCGCUCAAGGCCGCGGAGGACGAGGUCGCGCGGCUCCGCGAGGAGCAGGCCAUCGCCGAGGCCAUGCAGUCGCAGAUCAUCGCCGAGGGCAUGGAGCAGGGCAGCGUGCUCACGCACCACUCCACGGACGACGACACGGACCGGGAGUCGGACGUCGACGACGACGCGUCGACGGACACGGGCCAGCGCAAGAAGAAGAAGCACCGCAAGUUCCUCGACCCGCUGGCGGCCCAGCAGGAGGUGUCCCAGGAGCGGGAGCGCAUGAAGGCCCAGCUCGAGGAGCAGCGCGAGCGCGACGAGGCCGCGGCGCGGAAGCGCGACGAGCUCGAGGCGAAGUUGCGGGAGGCGGAGGCGCGCGUCCGGGAACAGGAGGCGGCGAAGACGCGCGAGGACCAGAAGACGAAGGCGGCGAUCCUCGCGUCCAAGUACCGCGCGGGCGCCGCCGCCGCGGAGCAGGGCGAGGAGAUGCGCAAGCAGCAGUCCGUGCGCCACCGCGAGUCUCUAAAAAUCGUCGAGCGCGCCAAGGCCGAGGAGACGGAGAAGCUCAAGGCGGAGCACAAGAAGCUCAACGAGGCCAUCCGGCGCGAGUCCAUCGCCCAGAUCGACCGCGACGACGCGCAGAAGAAGCUCGCCCACGCGCUCGCGCGGUUGAAGGACGCGGAGGACCGCGCGAUCAAAGCGGAGCGCGAGCUCGAAAAGAACCCGCGCGUCGUCGAGAAGGUCGUCUACAAGGAGGUCGUCAAGGAGGUGGUCGUCGAGGCGCCCUCGGCGACGGCGGAGCACCAGUCGUCCCUCGAGCACGAGCUCCUCGUCGCGCGCGCGCCGUCGCCCGCGCCCGAACCCGCGGCGCGCGCGAUCCACCUGCCCGACGACGACGACGUCAAGGUCAAGGACGUCGCCGAGGAAGAGGCGGACGACGAGGACGAGGAAGAAAUCGACGACGGCCGCGACGAGGGCGACGUCGGCGACGACGUGCUCCAGGCGACGACGUCGCUGUCGCACUACCAGUUGGCGUCGGAGGCGCGCGAGCUCUCGCAGAACAUCCUCACGGAGGAGGCCGCGCUCCGCGACCUGAAAGCCUCCGGCGAGCGGAGCCGCUUCGUCGCGCGGCGCGUCAAGGCCAUGGAGGCGGCGCUGGAGAAGAAGCGGCGGCGCCUGAAGCGGAUCGGCUGGCGGAUCCCGCUCAUCGACAGCCACGGCGUCUGCGACGUGGCCUUCGAGUACCGCGCCUACGACGUCGUCGACCAGCGCGACAUUUUGUUCGAGAUCAACGGCGCCCUGCGCAAGAACUUCCACGCGAAGAUGCACGACGUCGAGCAGUCGAUCUCGCGGAUGUCGCGCGCGAACUUUGUGGCCGAGAAGGAGCGCGACCAGGAGGCGCUCCGCCGGGAGAACGCGGAGCGCGUCAUCGCGGCCAUCAAGGUCGAGCUCGAGCAGGCCAAGGCCGACGACGACCGCAUCUUGCUGUUGUGCGACGAGACGGGCGUGCCGCCGACGGAACUGUUGCCGAAGUUGGUGAAGACGCUCCUCGCGGAGCGCAAGGCCAUGGUCGACGUCAUCGACGAACUGACCCUCUGGGAGAACGACGUCGUCGAUUUGUGCGGCCUGAGCGACGCGGCGUCGAACCGGACGGGCCGGCCGUCGACGGCGAGCGCGGCCGUCCACGCGGACGCGCAGAUGUCCGUCUUCGAGAUGACCGGCGACGACAAGGGGCCCCUGGCGCUGCACAAGGGCCUGGACCCGAGCAAGUACAAGCUCUCGUCGCUGCCGCCGAAGACGAAGGCGCGCGCCGCGGCCGCGCGGCCGUCGACGGCGCCGUCCAAGGCGUCGACCGUGACGACGCCCGGCCUCGGCGGCUUCCGCCUCGCGCCCCUCGACGCGCUGGCCCAGGACUCCCUGGCGUCGACGGACCCGGACGUCAUGGUCGUCCACGGCCUCGAGGGCGAGGCCGUGCCGACGACGACGCUCGAGAUGCCCGCGGGUCCCCGGAGGGACGCGCCCGCGCCGCCGUCGCCGCGGCGCGUCAUCUUCGAGGAGCCGCCCACGGAGGCGGACGUCGGCGCCGUCGUGUCCGAGGCGCUGCGCGACUCGCUCACGGACACGAUCGCGCCCAUCCUCGAGGAGCACCUGCGCGUCGUGCCGUUCUUCCGCGAGGAGAUGAAGCGGCGGCUGUUGUUCGGGACGUCGUGGCGCAAGCACAAGGAGUUCUUCGAAAACGCCGACCCGCUCGUGCUCGCCCACGUCGAGCGGAACGCGCGGCUGCUCAACAAGAACCUCAACGUGCACUCCAAGGCGGCCGAGGCGCUCAACGACAAAUUGGAGCAUUUGCUGGCGAACCAGGAGGCCAAGGACGCGGAGAAGGCCGAGUUCUUCUACCUGAAGCGGUCCCUGGACACGCACGGCAAGCUCUCGAAGCCCCUCCAGGACUGGGCGAAGACGCACGUCUCCAUGCUCAAGCGGCCCGAGCUGUCCCAGGCGCUCGGCUCGCGACGGCACCGGCCGCUGGAGACGCUCGUGCAGCGGCCCCACUACCAGCCCGAGCGCGACGUGCUCAACGCGACGGUGCGCGAGCGGCCGCCCAUCGGCGACGGCGACGGCAUGCCGUCGAUCCGACGAUCCGGGGACCCGCUCCCGGACGACGACGCGGGGACGCUGGCGCAGUCCUUCUCGUCGACGUGCAUGGCGGACCGCGCCGCCGCCAACCUCGCGGUGGCUCAAAAAAUCCUCGAGGCGAAGCGGAGGUACCCUCGCCUCUGCGCCGACGCGCGCGCGGUGCUCGUCCGCAUCCCCACGACUUACUGGCCAGACGAGUAUGUGGUGUCCUAUUUUCGCACCUACUACCUGCCGCCAGACCCGGACGAGGUGCAGGUCGAGGUGCUCCGGCGAUUCGCUGCCGUGCCCAAGAACGAGCGCUUCUCAUUGAGAAUCGUGAACGGGUGCUUCACGAACAUCCUCAAGGCCGUGCGGCGCGAGCGGCGGCGGCGAGAAGGAGCCGCGCCGCCGCCGCCGCCGCCACCACCGCCGGGACCCGCGCCUCCUCCACCGCAGCCGCCGCAACCAGGAGCCGCGCCGCCGGCGGCGUCGGCCCGCAGCCCGCCGCGGCCCCGAAGCCCGCCGGCCGCGGACGCGCCGUCGGACGCCGAGUGGCUCCUCCGGACGCUGUCGGCGGAAGCCUCCCCAGGCGACGUCGAGAGGGUCAACGCCAUCUGGCGCUCGGAUCUGUGGGAGCAGCACAAGAUGACGCCGGACGAGUGCUUCAGCCUCCUGGUGAAGGCGUCGGCGGACUCGGCGGGGGUUUCUCUAGCGGACAAGUUUGAGGAACUCGUCGACGGUCUCUCUCGCGCGCGGCGCCAGGCCGCUCCGGGGGCUCCGGGCACCACAUUCUUCGCGAUCUCCGCGUCGAUGCUCGGGACCUACUUCCACUUUGAGUGCCCGCGGCUCCUCCACCGGCUCGCGACGCGGACGCGGGGCCGGGCGCGCCGGAGCGAGCCGCUUCUCGGCGGCGAGCCGCCGACGGACGCGGACGUCUCCGAGGCGGCGGAGCGCCUCAACUGGAGAUCGCUCGUCAGCGGCCGCGGGGCGGAUCACGAGCGCUGGAUCAACGACCAGCUCCAGAACCCGGGGCUCGCGACGCGGUCCUGGUUCUCGCCCGAGGGGGAGCGCCGCGACGACGCGCCGGCGCGGUUCCGCUUCGUCGACGUGGAGGCGCUCGCCAAGGAGCGCUGCGGCGAGGAGCACCGGAGCGAGCGCUUCUGGCGCACCUACGACGAGAUCUCGCUGAAGCUCCUGCGCACCGCGCCCGUGGGCACCGCGCUGUGGCAGCCUUCGCUGAACGCGGAGGUCAUCGACAAGGUCUACGAGGCGCUCGGUCUGGCCGGGGCGACGGCCAUCGACCUGAAGCGGUCGCUCCUGGACUACGCGCUCGUCGUCGAGGACCCGAGGACCGGCGAGCGCGCCGUCGUCGUCGUCGACGCGAAGGCGAGCAAGCGCGUCGAGCUCGCGCAUCAGGUCCAGGUCGUCUUUUACAGCAUCCUGGUCGACGUCGUCCUCUCGGACCUCCCGGGGUCGGCGCUCUCGGACCUCCCGGGGUCGGCGCCCGUGUCCAAGGUCGGGGGCGUCUGGAUCGCCUCGGAGCCGGCGCCGCGCAUCUUCGAGGUCGCCGGGCUCCGGGCCGCGCUCCGCGACUUCCUCCGCGGCAAGGUCCGGAGGUGGCUCACGGCCGAGGCGCUGUCGCGUCCCGCGGACCAAGAUCAGGACUGGGUCCUGCACGGCGCCUGCGCCAUCUGCGAGCACCGGCGCGACUGCGAGGCCCAGGCCGUGCGGGAGAAGCGGCUCUGCGCGCUGCCCAACUGCAAAGACCGGGACCUCGAGGAGCUCAACCGGGCCGCGCGGGCAGUACCCGGGGACUACACGGAGCUCGACCGCCUCGAGGCCUUCCUCAAGGGCGGCGGCGCAAGGACCGAAGACAAGGGCGUGCGAGGCGCGCUUUCGCGCGCGCUCCACCUGGAGUACGAAGACGACGACGUCGCCGCCGCUUACGUCACGCCGCCCAAGCUCCGCGCCCUCAAAGACGGCGAGGCCGUGCUGACCGGCAGGCCGAGCGUGGCGCUGCCGUACCGCCACCAUCAAGAGGCGGGCGCGAUCGUCUUCGCCAUCGACACAAACUUCCGCACGAUGGCGCCCUCGGCGUACUGCGUCCGCUUCGUGCCGGGGGACCCGGCGGAGGCUCCGACGGUGUGGAGCCACGUCGUCCCCCACGAGGCCUACGACGGCGACGUGCUCGCGGGCGCUGCCACGGACGCCGCGCGAGAUGUCCGCCUCCGGCUCGUCGCGGACGUCUACGGCGCCCUGGAGCUCUGCCGCGGGAAGCGCGUCGUCGUCUGCUGCGCCGAGGCCGUCGACAAGACGUCGCUCUUCGACGCCGUGCUCCGCGUCGCCCUCGGCGAGUCGAGCGCCGAGGCCGCUGCCAAGGCGCGGCUCGUCAUGUCGGCUCUCGGCGCGGAGCCGAUGCACCUGCUCAUGGAGAGCCACCACCCCGCGAUCGCCUCCGGCGCCGACCCCGCGGAGGCGGCCCAGUUCCUGCCGCGCCUCGCGGUCCUCGUCGCCGAGGCCAAGACGCUCUUCGACGUGCCGUCCGUGCGCGCGACGACGUUCGAAAACUUCUGCGCCUACUUGCCGGUGGAGGACGACGGCGAGACGCGCCGCGACCUCGGCGCCGUCGCCGCGGCCUGCGAUCGCGACGCCGUCUUCCGCGUCUGGGCGCUCCAGGGCCCGGACCACCUCGCCGGCCGCGACCUCGACGCCGACAUCCGGGACCGCUGCGUCGCCAUGCUCGUAUCGCGGACCGAGUGCGCCCUUUUCCUCCUCCACGGCAUGCGCACGCGCUGCCGCCCGGCCGGUCGCGCGGACGCGAUUUCGACGCAGGAUCUCGACCCGGCGGCCGCCGCUCGCGAGUUCCGCUACACGCCGUUCAAGGCCGCGACGAUCCACCUCGACGCGUCCGCGGCGGUGGCGCACCCGAAGCUCAGCGCUCUCUGCUUCCUCACGGAACUCGAGACGGCGACGAGCAUCUACGCGCACCGGCACGAACGCGCGAGGAGCCUCGAGGACCUCGUGCAGCGCGACAAGGUCGCCGUCGUCCGGCUCGACGGCGCCACGACCGAAGCGGGCGUGACGCGCGCGUGGGACGUGCUGCUCGUCGACGAGGCGAGCCAGAUGCUCGCGUCGCAGGCGGCGCUCGCCGUCAAGGCCCUCGACGCGGAGCACGGCCGCCUCGUGCUCCUCGGGGACCACAGACAGAUGCGGCCGACGAUCAAGACGCCUCUCCCGGACGGCGUCGGCGUCGAGAUCUCGGGCUCGAUCCUGGACGUCGUCCGCCACCAGCUCCGCGGCACGGGCUGCGUCGGCGCGCUGCGCGAGAAUCAUCGCAUGAGCGCGGAACUCUGCGCCUUCACGGAGGUCGCGCUGGGCUAUUCCGGCUACCACAUCUGCUCUCGAGGUGGCUGUCGGUGUCGGAUGGCGGCGGCGGUACCCGCGGGCGACGACGCGCUCGUGGCCAGGCGAACGGAGGAGCUCCGGGCGUCCCCGAGCCGGUCGCGCGCGACGGCCGGCGACAUCCUCGACGUCGCGAAGCACUUCACCGUCGUCCUCGUCGACAUCCCGCCGACGGCUUCCAUGGCCGAGAUCCGCGCCGCCGAAGCGUCUCUGUGCUCGCGGAUCCUCGCCGCGCGCGACCGCGUCGUCGCCGGGACGGCCCGCGGCCGCGGCGCGUUCUGCGUCUGUCCGCAUCACGCCCAGCGCCACGCCGUCGGCGACGCCCUCGACGGCGCGCUCGCCGCGCUCUGCGACAUCGACACCGUCGAGCGGAUGCAGGGCCGCGAGAAGGACCUCGUCGUCGCGUGCUUCGCCGGCCUCGACCUCCUGCCCGACGAGGAGAGCGCCGAGCUCGACUUCGUCUACGAGGCGAGCCGGCUCGUCGUCUCCCUGUCUCGCGCGAAGCGGAAGACCAUCCUGCUCGCGACGGAGCGCCUCUUCGAGCCGAGCUUGCACGUCUUCGACACCCCGCGCCGCCGCGAGGCCUUCACGCUGCUCAAGCAGGUGAAGGACUACGCGGAGGAACGCGGCUGGGUCGUUCGUCCACCACGAGCGACGGGGAGCUCGCAAGGGGACGGCGGUGGUGGCGGGGGCGGGGGCGGCGGCGGCGGCGGCGACGACGACGGCGGCAGGGGCGGCGGCGGCGACAACGGCGGCGGCGGGGGCGGCGGCGCGGGCGGCGGCGGCGACGACGGCGGCGACGACGACGACAGGACGCGGCUCGACGACGACGCCCAGAUGUCCCAGGCGCUCAGCCAGAGCCUCAGCCUCACGGAGAACUUCGGAGCCGACAGCUCGCAGCCGAUGGCGCGCGACGACGACGACGACGACGGCGACGACGACGACGACGACAGGACGCGGCUCGACGACGACGCCCAGAUUUCCCAGGCGCUCAGCCAGAGCCUCAGCCUCACGGAGAACUUCGGAGCUGACAGCUCGCAGCCGAUGGCGCGCGACGACGACGACGACGACGACGUCACGAGCCUCGGCGACAGCGAGGAGGAGAUGGUCUCCGGCGCCGUCUACGUCGACGACCGCGACGAGGAUCUGUCGCCCGUGGACCCGUACUCGGGCCGAGUUCCGCGCGACUCCCAGCCCUGGACGCCGACGAAGCGCGACCGCGACGACGGCUCCGAAAGCGAGGACGACGAUGAAGACGACGGCGAGGACCGCGGCGCGGGCGGCGCCGCCGCGUCCGACUCGGACGACCUCUUCGAAUCGGACGACAUCUGGCUGGACCGCCACGCCGGUCGACCGCCGCGCCCGGAGACCCCGACCUCGAGCAAGCGCGUGCGCCUGGACAACGGCGACUCCCGAAGCGACUGGCUCCCGCGCCUCGCCUUGCCCGCGGCUCCCGCCGCGUCGGCGCCCCGCGAGUACCGCUGCAGCAAAUGCGGACAGCCCAAGAGGGGGCACAAGUGUACCGCCGCGGGCUAGGCGACUGUGUGUUGUUUAAUUGGUUUUCUUCUU
Molecule: messenger RNA, 13464 nt
Organism: Aureococcus anophagefferens
Lineage: Eukaryota; Pelagophyceae; Pelagomonadales; Pelagomonadaceae
Exons: 5
Coding region: 1-13431 (4476 amino acids)
Source: RefSeq, a predicted model, not a curated record